Molecule: messenger RNA, 2734 nt
Organism: Labeo rohita (rohu)
Lineage: Eukaryota; Metazoa; Chordata; Actinopteri; Cypriniformes; Cyprinidae
Gene: ciarta
Product: circadian associated repressor of transcription a
Exons: 6
Coding region: 230-1333 (367 amino acids)
Biological process (GO): circadian regulation of gene expression; negative regulation of DNA-templated transcription
Cellular component (GO): nucleus
Molecular function (GO): RNA polymerase II cis-regulatory region sequence-specific DNA binding
Source: RefSeq, a predicted model, not a curated record
UGUUGUCCCUCGCUGUAAAGUGACGUUAGUGGAUAAAGGAAGAGAAUAGAAGUCCAAAAUUUUUCUCAGGACAAUAGCACGCACGACCAAAACAUCAGCACACGGUCUUAUUAAGCAAUAAAGUAUAUGAAACUGCCUUGUGGCGUACGAACAGCACGUCAGGUCGAUUCAGUGACGCUGGACACCAGUUUGUUGUUGUACCGACCCAGAAACGACCCACCAUUAAGUGAUGCUGUCACCAGGAAGUCCUUCCAAAUGGCAAGCGCAAGAUUCCCUCUCCUCAACCCCCAGUCUCCUGUACAGCGAGAGUGACCAGACAGAGGACGAAUCGGAGGUCUUCUCCUCUGAGAGUGAGGCUGCAGGAGUCGUGCCUGGUCCAAAGCCAUGCUCCUUGGCCAAUGAGAGCUCUCAGAAUUCAAAAUCACCUCCCACCUUUGUGAACCAGAGGAGCGGUAGAGCUGAAAAUGGUCAAACUGGAUGUUCCUCAGCAUCUCCGGCCUACACCGGUCAAACUACAACUUCAUCUGAAAGGAUUCCCACAGAGGGCGACCUCAAGUUUGCACGCAAAUGUGCAGAGCUGCACGGGUACAUCAGACCCCUGUUGGAGCUGUUGAAGGGGCUGAAAACAGGUCGAUACGAUAAAGGUUUAAGCACUUUUCAACAGAGCGUUGCCAUUGAUAGACUGCGAAGGAUUGUGGGAGUUCUACAAAAACCUAACCUUGGGGAGAAAUAUAUGGGCACUCUUCUGCAGCUGGAGAUGAUGUUAAAGGUUUGGUUCCCUCAAGUGAGGCCUCAGCCUCGCGAUGACACUUCUUCACUCCACAGCCUGCCUUCACGAUGGAACCAAGACCAGUUACAUAUUCCCGUGAAGAAACGCAGAUUAAGUUGGUCCGACUCUGACUCGCAAGGAUCUUCAAGCAGCAAACGCUUUCAAGAGGACGAUCGAGGCCCGAGCCCCAGCGAUAGCAGCUCGUGGCUCAGCAGCUCCGAUACCGCAUCUAGCGAACUUGAAGAAGACAGUCCGAUUUGUACGAAUCAAAAUACUAUGACACCUCAACCCAAACUCUUUAAAAAUGCCAAUCUUUUUGUCAGGCAAAAGACAAACUCAUUAAACAAAACCCCUGUGACGGCAACAGGGAGACCUCCUCCGCUUGUAAUACCACCGUCGGUCAGAGAUGGCAGCAGCUUGGGCAUGCAGGACUGUUCGGUGUCCUCCACUACUCCUACUUCCGACCCACCAGCAGACUUGGUGAUGAGUGGGAACGAUGCGGGUGAACCUGUAAAAGGAGAAGGGCCGAAAAAACAGGUUAACACUUUAAUGUUAAACACAUAGCAUUUUGAAGUUUUUCAUGUUGAAUGGUUGAACCAUUCCCCCAGCCUGUUGAUAUUGGGAACUCAUCGUUUUUCACAAAAUCUGAUUUUGCAUUUUGCCACAUACAUGUACAGAACAGACGUAAUCGUAUGUACAAUAUGACAUAGGAUUUGUGUUUUUACGGUUAUGGAUUGAAGAAGUGAGAAGUGUCUUAAAAUACUUGCGCGAGCCGUUAUAGUCAAGCGGCGAAACAUGCACAGCUAUCAAACACUCUACUGCACUGCCUUCCAUGAUAAACACAGACUUCCAACAAUAUCUGCCGCUUUUUGAACACAAAACCAGCCAGAUAUCAGCAGAGGAUGGUCUGGUAAAACGUCCAGAAGUGUGACUGCGAUCGCAAUCUACCUUAAUGUCCUUUGACUUGAAUUGAAAACCACUUUGAGCAUUGGAUGAAAUGGAAAUGCAUUAUAUGGGAGGAUAUUUUAGAGGCAGUUUUAUUUAUUGCAUUAUUACUUGAAGAUACUGAAUUCACUAAAGCAGCCUUAAAGAGUCAGUACAAACGGGCCGUGGUCCAUUAUCAUAGCUCAGUGUUUUAUAUUUAUUAAGUGACGGAAAGAAUAAUCCCAAGAAACACCAGAUGGGAUGUGUCGUGAAGUGUUAUACUAUAAUCUGGAGAGCAAAAUGUUCUUGCCAAAAACAGUUUGCACAUUUAUGUUGUUCUGCUUCCAUGUACUAAUAGUUCAUUUUGUCAUAGAUAUCUUGGUUUUCGUUAUUGUAAAUUGCACAAUUGUUUUCUUUUACUCACCUUUUUUCCAUUUAGAAUUUGUGAAUCUGAACAUUGUGGCUAUUAACCAUUUUCUAAGACUAACAUGUUCAAGCUAUAAUGAUGAGAUGUGGCAUGUCACACACUGUAAAGGUCACCUUGAGGAGGACGAGACUUUUAUUUAGCUAUUUGUAGAAUAUACUCUGAUAUUAGAGAUGCAGUAUUUGAUAGUCGCUUCAUUAAGGAUGAGCAGAACUUUGUGGGUAUGUUGACUGAGACGCAUGUAGUCACGUCCUUGUGCUACUGUACGAGUAUCGUGUGAAAAAUACAUGUAGGUGUAUUGUUGGUAUUAUACUAGAGAUGAUACGAUAAGGGAAAAGUGCACAUGAAGAUGUAUUGUGAUUAAUAUUUAAUGGCACUUAACAGCUUCAUGUGAUUUGUGAAGGUAGCAUUUUGAGGAAGAUGUUUUUAUUACUAUUAUUAUUUGUUUCAGAAACGUCAGCCGUUGUAGCACCACUGUUAUUUUCUAUUCAUUAUUCAAAACCAUUUUUCUUGUAAGUCAUUUCUGUUCUUGUAUCAAAGUUUUUGUCAAGGUUGCUGAAAUGUUUUUCAACAUGCUCCACUUUUUGAUAUCAAUAAAUGUUUCCAAGUUUCUUAUA